Messenger RNA from Durusdinium trenchii, 1116 nucleotides. The record is from the annotation of a GenBank genome assembly. NCBI's taxonomy places the organism in Eukaryota, Dinophyceae, Suessiales, Symbiodiniaceae.
AGCGGCCACAGUACAUGCGGAUAUCACGGCUGAUCACCGUGACGUACCUGCCGUGUUGUGGUGUUCACAAUCUGUUACCAGUCUGCAGACGAGAGCGGCCGCCGCCAUUUCGACCUGUUCGUCGUAUCGUGGAGUUGGAACUUUGGCCUUUCACUACAGGUGCUCAGGCCUCCUUACCUGGUUGUUCAGGAUUUUUGUUUCUUAGGUUGCCGUGUGGCGAGCGGCAUUCGAGUCCGUGCGCAUUUCUAUAAGUGUGUGCAUUUGGGUUUGUCGGUUCCAUCUUGUUUUGGAUGCUGUAUGCCCAUGUUUUCAUGUUUUCUGAUAUUUCGACUUUGCUUUGGCAGGCCAAACCAAAGGUUAUGAACUUAGGAAUUUGUCGAGUUUCUUUGCAAAGUGGAGCGAUCAAACCGGCCACAAUCUUUUCAGGCACGGGUCAAAGCUACUUGGCAGGGAAGGGAAACGCUGGUCAAAUCAACUCUUCAUCAGCAAUCUCUUUAGUGGACUGGUUCGUCCAUGCUGAGGAGGCCAAGCAAUAUGUGAUGUAUUUGGAACAAAUGACAGAGGUUUGCCUCACGAGCUGCCGUCUUGAACGUUCCCAAGUCUAUCUGAAGGAAUUGAAGAGUGUAAAGAAGAAGAAAGUGUUUGGUAAGGAUAAGACAUGGCAAGCUGCCAUUGAGAAGGACCGCUUCAAGAACAAACUCAAGACGGGAGAGUCAAACAUGUGGAAAGAGCGGAAGAGAGAGUUGGACAAUGAGCGAAGAGAGUUUCGCCUCGAGCAUCAGCUGGUGAAACUGCCGAAGGGGAAAAUCAUGGAGCUGUCUGGCAAGUCUUGUUGCACUUGCCAGCAGACGCUGAAAUCUGAGCCACAGGGUGACUUUGAGGCGGCCUCCAAGCUCUUGCCUCUUCCGAGGGCCAUGCGCUUUUGCACUGCUACAUCGUGCAGCGCCUACAAGGCAGAAGAUGAGUCCUAUGGAUCAGCUUGCAGGUCCGUGCUUCCGAGUUUCUGCCGGGGAGAUGUGCCAGAAUGUCCCGCUGACCUAGGUUCCUUUGCGACACCAGUUCCUUGGGAAUAGGAACAGCCAGAGCGAGAACGGCAGGUCGAGCUUGCGCCCAAGC